Molecule: messenger RNA, 1241 nt
Organism: Drosophila hydei
Lineage: Eukaryota; Metazoa; Arthropoda; Insecta; Diptera; Drosophilidae
Product: transmembrane protein fend
Exons: 4
Coding region: 61-1020 (319 amino acids)
Source: RefSeq, a predicted model, not a curated record
ACAGCAACAGCAACAACUACAACAACAAGGAUAAGGACAAACAGAGAUACAACAACAACAAUGUUCCAGUCAAUUGCAUUAGUGCUCGUCCUGGUUGCCGCCCAGUCUCUGGCACAGGCUCCGAAGGAUGCGAACAGAAACGCUGCUGCUUCUGCUGUCCAGCUGCAGGCAACAGAGACACAAGCGGCGACGGCGGCGGCAGCAGCAGCAGCCGCAGCGGCUGCAGCGACGCCAUUCAGCAGCAAGCAGCUAACCAGAUGCCGCCAAAGCUGCUAUCAGCAGUUUGCGAGGGAUUGGAAUUAUUGCACGGAUUUCGUUGAUUGCAGAAGCUGUUGGCAAAACUGCCACAGGCAAUUGGCGCCCUUUGAGCUGCGCGUCCACCAUGCCCAACGACAGGGUGCACUGGUGCUGACCGACAUUGGAUGGGACGAGAUGAUUGCGAACGCAUCGCGUCAAUGCCUGAUCACCUGGGAGGUAUCCGGCGGCGGCCUCAUGGGCAACCUGCUCACAGAUACAGCACGCGCCGAGCUGUCACUCUGGCCGGAUACAGUGUACAACAUACAGGUGACCUGUAAGCAUAAGCUAACGGGUCUGAUGCGGCGUUCACUGAAGCUCAAUGUGGACACACAUCGGCUGCUGUCAGCGGCAGCGGCAACCAAUCGUUGGACAAAUCCCAGCCUGUUGCCCCUAAACGUGGAUAUGCUGCCAGCAGCAGCUGCGACAACAACAACUACAAAAGCAAUAGCCACAGCAGCAGGAGCGACAAUAACAACAAUUUUGCAGCGCGCUCGACCCACAGACCGUGUGUACAUCAUCAGUGCAUUGCCCACGGCCAGCCAGUUGAGCGGCGUUGUGUAUCCGGCCUUUGGUGCGUUGGCUUUCUUCCUGGCAUUGCUCGUUAUGUUCCUGUUUCUGCGUCCGCAACGCAAGCGGGCCUCUGAUGGUGAUGCGGACACCGCAUCCUUGCUAAGCGGUCGUCGCUCGCGGCUCUCCAUGGACAACUCAACGCUGCAUGUGUAGGCGCUCAAAAGGCGAACCGAGUUAAAUGACAAAAUAACAGCAACAACAACAACAACAGCAAAGAAACAAACCAACAACAACAACAAAAAGAGAGAACUUGUAGUCGUUUAUGUCUGACUAUGUGAUAUUCUGCACCCAAAUUGUACAUAACAUAGAUACACACAAACAAACAAACACACACACAGACACACACAGAUACAGACACAGACAUACAUAUAUAU